CUUCCCUACCUUCCCUUAGGUAUUGUAUUGUAUUGCACCUUACCUCAUGCCCAGCCAUCUUAUUGUCCAGCGGAGUUUCCAUUGUAGAAAAAAAGACAAUAUGAAACAACUUCCACCUUCCAUCCGCAAAUACUGUGAGAGAGUAAUUUCUUAUUCUUUCCUACUACCUACCUACCUAAGAGGUACCUAGUAAAAAUCAACUCUCUCUACCUAACAUACGUCAAAAUAACCCAACAACUCUGGAAUCCUCGAUCUACCCUGUCUUAUUUAUAUACCUAAUCCUAAGCUGAUAACAUUAUCGUAAUACACUACACAAACCCCCCCUAAACAGUGCGGCGGUGGAUCCCUAAAGCAAAAACGCUAUCUGGACAAUUAAAAAUAGCCAGAAUGGCUUCGGCGACGGGAAUACCCCAACAUCCCCCGAUCGACUCGGACAAUGACGGACAACACAACGACGGACACCAAGGUGGUGAUCUAGAACCUCUACUCGGCCGCACGGGCGAUGCUUCUCAAAGAGAGAAUGCUCCCAUAAUCAAAAACCUCGUCAUCGGCACCGGCGUGCUCGCCGAGGCUGGCGCCAUCCUCCUCGUGGUCUCGGUCUGGGCCGCUGUCUUCCUCCACGGGCCGCUGAUCCUGUUCUCCGUGCACCCGCUCGCGCAGUCGUUCGGCCUGCUCGUGCUCAUCCAGUCGAUCCUCGUCCUGCAGCCCACGCACACCGGCGCCCAGAAGCAGGUCGGCCAGAAGAUCCACGCCGGCCUCAACUUCCUCGGCAUCAUCUCCUUCGCCGUCGGCGUCAUUAGCAUCGAGGUCAAUAAGUCCAUAAAUAACGGCCCUCAUUUUCACUCCGUCCACGCCUACCUCGGCGUCAUCGCCUCCUUCUGGAUCCUCUUCCAGUACCUCGUCGGGUUCACCAUGUUCGCUACCCCGAAGCUGUACGGCAGCGAGGCGAAAGCUAAGAGCAUCUGGAAGUACCACCGUUCCAGCGGCUACGUUCUUCUCUUGUUCCUCGCGGCCACCGUCAUCAGCGCGACGCAGACCGACUACAACCUUGCUGUUCUCGGGUUGAGGUUGUGGGCUAUGAUCGUGAUCGCCGUGCUGAUUAUUCUUGGCGUGUUCCCGCGCAUCAGGAAGCAGAAGCUCGGUUUUUAAGAAUGCCGCAAUGGGAAAAGAGAAUUUAUAUUGGAGAGUAUACAGCGCACUGCAUAAAAACACCAAGGUUGGGGUUUGCGUUUAAGAGGCCAUAUGCUAAGCAUAUUCGGUCAGUUUAUGUGCGGUUUUGGAUCCCCCCUUCUAUUUCUUUUAUGAGGUACUUGGCUGUGGCGUCAAAUAUUGUUCUCGGCUCGGUCGGUUUGGUACCGGAGCCUUCGUCUUAGGCGGGGUCAAAGGCGAAUUUUUGAUUUAUUUUAGGUUAGGUUAGGUAGGUUCGGCAUAACCAUAGUGGGCAUCUAAAAAUGGAUGGCAGGUUGUUAUGAGCAGAUAGUUUGUUUACGUUGGGAUUCGGAAGGGCAAAGCAGUAAUAAAACAUGACGUGAUAUCCUAUCUAUUUCUCAUUUACAUUCGCAUUCA
Daldinia caldariorum is the source of this 1566-nucleotide messenger RNA. RefSeq names its product eukaryotic cytochrome b561-domain-containing protein. The transcript is spliced from 2 exons. Gene Ontology annotation, molecular function: transmembrane monodehydroascorbate reductase activity. The record is from RefSeq and is a predicted model, not a curated record. The coding region runs from base 388 to 1149 and encodes 253 amino acids. Lineage: Eukaryota; Fungi; Ascomycota; Sordariomycetes; Xylariales; Hypoxylaceae.